Messenger RNA from Aspergillus affinis, 4305 nucleotides. RefSeq names its product GTPase-activating protein BEM3. Gene Ontology annotation, biological process: signal transduction; regulation of GTPase activity. Lineage: Eukaryota; Fungi; Ascomycota; Eurotiomycetes; Eurotiales; Aspergillaceae. The transcript is spliced from 2 exons. Gene Ontology annotation, cellular component: cytoplasm. Bases 1 to 4305 code for a protein of 1434 amino acids. Gene Ontology annotation, molecular function: phosphatidylinositol binding. The record is from RefSeq and is a predicted model, not a curated record.
AUGUUCCAUCUUAUCUUUAGCGACAACGUGAUGGUCCUUUCAACAUCCACAGUUAACUCUGGGACUUCUGUUCAUUACCAUCCUGUCUUUCCCCCAGCGCCCCUUGGCUUUGGAUUUGGCUCGCAGACUUCCGACUCGGGGGCUGCGCCCGGCGACUCUCUCCCCCUCCCCGCAACCCCGUCUCGUUCUUCCCUUCCCCUCCCCCUUCUUCAUACGAACCUCCCAACUUCUUCCCCCCCUCGGAGGUCAGCCUCGUUCUCCUCAAAGAGCGCGCCGUCGCUAAGGUGCUCUUUUCCUCCCCCUCCCUUCCUCCCCCCCUCCGCUCUUUUUUCUCACGCCGAGAGCCGACCUUUCUCAGCCAAACAAACAGCCCAUGCUGUAUCCCCGGCUACCCUAUCUGGUACUCGCCAAAUCUCCUCUACCACAUCCAAGGGGCCGUUACAUGGACCUAACCAGCAUGAUAGAGAUAUGAACGGACGGACGGCCGAGAACAAGGCGCGCCUCGCCUCACGCACCCCGGACUCGACCCUGUCAACGACGUCCUCCCCGAUUUCACCCCUGAACUCCCAACGAUCGACGCCAGGCGAGCGACCGGGCCAGCGCAUAAUGCCUCGGACUUCUUCGAUUGAUUCCGCCAUCUCAUCUCUCUCGUCCGCUUCCCAAUCCCAUAAGUCUUCGUUCGAUGUAAGCGCGUUAAGUCAAACAGACAUUGGAAACCUAAUAACUACUGCCGGAUCUGCCGAGGCGGUGAUCAAACAUCUUUUGAAAGAGAAGCACCAUGCGGCUUCUCAAAAUUCUCAGCUUUGGAGGCUGGUUGACAAGCAACGCACCCUUAUUCUCGGACUCAACAAAGACCUGGACCGUGCGUUGAAAGAUAAGGAACGUUACAAGAAAAAGGUUAAGGACCUGCAGAACUCAGCGCCACCCGUGCCAUCGGUGGAGGCACAAACAAAACAUGAUAGAUCCACCAAAGGCAGAGAAGGGCCUGGUAUUCAGGGAGGUGCCGGGCAGUCACAGGCAUCGAAUUACUAUGCUCUAACGGGAGGAACUGACUCUGGUUCAAAAAUUCCCUCCACGGAUCUGCACCAUACCAUAGCGAAGCAAUCACCUCAACCCGACUUCGUUGAGUCUCGCAGCUUGGCGGAUCAGAACGGAGAGUCGCAGACACCUCCGUCGCUAGUGUUCUCGCGACAAGAGUUGUCGACCGCGAGUCCAAGUCUGGAAAGCCCCAACACUGCCAAGGACUCAGUACCCGGCGAAGGAUCACAGCAGAGGCUCUCUCACCCGGUCCGAAAGCCGCCCCCGGCGCCAUUGAACCUUGGUCUACCAGAACACCGUUUGGUGGACCGCCCGGAUGUUUCCGACUCCGAAUCUGAAUACGAGGAUAUAUUGGCGGUUGACGAGCAGUCGUUCGAGCGGGGGCGAAGGAAAACGAGGGACGACGAUGAUCGUGAGCGCGAGACGGCCGUGCAAAGCGAACAAGGCACAUUCGAAUUUCCCGCGGGGAAAGAAAAAGCCCAGGCUACAUCCGCACUUGAAACCCCAACUGGUAAUUCAGUCGAUGCAAGAAUGGUAGACUCCCACCAAUACUCGCCGCGAACUGCACCACGAUUGGAACAGCUUGAGAUGAAUUCUCAUGUGGCCCAUAUGUCACCACCGGGCUCUCAUGCGGCCAUGAUGGCUGUCAAAAGCCCUGGCCUACCAAUGAGUCCCAGGCCGGAGGAUCGUCCUCUCGGCUCACCGUUACCGAGGAUGCCCGGUCCUUUGGCCACCAUGCCCAUAUCAUCCGGGGGUAAUGUCUCUGGCUUGGCUCUGUCCCCUCGAGCUGCUCAAUAUAACAACCCUUUCGCCUCGCCGGUUCCCGCAUCGCUUUCUUCUGACUCCGGGAAAGGUGCUGUACCCUCUAUCGAUGCCGCAGUUCGAAUUGACAGCCCUAGGUCGCCAGCCUUUAAAACUCAAGAGAUAUAUCAGGGUCUGGUCUCAGAAGACUAUCCGAACCUUCUGCUGUCCCCCAAUGCCCUUCCUUUGGUUCAGGUAAAAGUGUCGUCAUCGCGGCUGCGACCCUCGAGAAACAGCUACAACAUGUCUAAACCCUCCGAAGAGGAGCCUGUUUUUACCCUGGGUGUUUUCUCACGCGCGGACAAUGCGGAGCUCUGGCGAGUCGAAAAAGUUAUUGCAGCCCUCCCACAGCUCGACCAACAAGUCAAGCAGCUUUCGGCUUUUGGUGCGAGGCUGCCCGAUCGCUCCAUUUUCAACGGGCAUUCCCCCGCCAAGGUGGACUCACGGCGUGCUGCUUUAAAUUCUUACUUCGAGGCUCUUCUCGAUUCGCCCAUGGAUGAGAAUGCAGCGUUGGCUUUGUGCCAAUUUCUCACCACUGACGCCAUUGAACCUCGGGAUGACGAAACUAGCCUCCUGAAGGGCAAGCAACAAGCCGGCUCCGAAAUGCUGCGUGGUCCGGAUGGGAAGCCCAGGAAAGAGGGUUAUUUGACCAAACGAGGCAAAAACUUUGGCGGCUGGAAGGCACGGUAUUUUGUUCUCCAUGGUCCUGAGCUUAAGUAUUUUGAAUCACCAGGUGGUCCUCACCUCGGUACUAUCAAAAUCUAUAAUGCCCAAAUCGGAAAGCAAUCAAUGAACGCAAAUGGACAAAACAGCUCCCCUUCGCGAGCGGAGGAAGAUGUUGACAAUCAGUAUCGUCAUGCCUUUCUUGUCCUGGAGCCCAAAAAGAAGGACUCUUCUGCGCUCGUCAGGCAUGUUUUGUGCGCUGAGAGCGACGAAGACAGAGAUACUUGGGUCGAGGCGCUCCUGGAAUACGUCGAGAGUCAAUCGGAAAGUGAAAGUUCCAAUCCCGGAUCUUCAAAGGAGCAAACGCCAAUUAUCAGCAAGCAACCAGUUAGCAACUCUGCUACCACACCUAAUAUCACAUCCAAUGGAAGCAGGAAAGGGAACAGGGGCCUUGAUACGGCUGGUGCAGAAAGUCCCGAUACGGUUCAGGGGUUUAGCUACGACGACGCGGUUCCCGCCGAGCCUCCAAUCUUUGGACCAGCCUCUGAACAGAGCCCUGUAUCCCCUCUGCUUGCUCCCGGGGGCUCAGCAGAUUUUGGGGAUGUGAAUCAGGUGGCGAACCCUUCACCGGACCCCAAUCAACUCUCAUCGCGAUUCAUUUCCCGUCCCACUAAUGGUGCAGUGAUCCAGGAUGCCGGUGCCUGGGGAAACAAGGCAGCCAAUAGUGCCAAAGAGAAAAAACGAAGCAUAUGGAGCUUCCGUACCAGAUCAUCUAUUGACCUUGCUUCGCAACUUCACGCCGUCCACGAUCUUCCAACACCGCAGCCUCAUGGACACAGUUUAGGAGAUAAAAGAGAUUUCGUGAGGCCGGUAUUUGGAAUCCCUCUAGCUGAAGCUGUCCAAUUCUGUGCCCCACAGGGCGUGGCCGUCAAUCUACCGGCUGUCGUCUAUCGUUGCAUAGAGUAUCUCAAAGCCAAGGAUGCGGCAUCGGAAGAAGGAAUAUUUCGAUUGAGCGGCUCAAAUGUUGUUGUUAAGGCCCUCAAAGAGCGGUUCAACACUGAAGGCGAUGUUGAUUUUUUGGCCGGUGAUCAGUAUUACGACGUCCAUGCCGUUGCAUCCCUUUUCAAGCAGUAUCUGCGGGAGCUCCCUACAACGGUUCUCACCCGCGAGCUUCAUCUGGAAUUCCUUCGCGUGCUUGAACUCGACGAGAAGCAGAAAAAGCUCGUGGCAUUCAACUCGCUCGUUCACAGGCUCCCGAAAGCGAACCUGACCCUGUUACGGGCAUUGGUCCAAUUCCUGAUCAAUAUCGUGAAUAACUCGGAUGUCAAUAAAAUGACAGUCAGGAACGUCGGCAUCGUUUUUGCUCCAACGCUCAACAUUCCGGCGCCUGUCUUUUCAAUGUUCCUCACUAACUUCGAAGAUAUCUUCGAGGAUCCCCCAAGCUCCGGUUCGGCCACUGCGGAACUUAAUGCCAGUCACUCCAUCUCCUCAGGAGACGUCCGUUCGCCGCGCCGACAGAUGUUCUCCGACAUUCCAACGCCAGGUUAUGGCCAGACAGCCUUCCGUAAAGAAGAGCCUCUUGAGGAUUUCAAUACGCAUCACGACACUGGUUUCAUUUCCAUGCAGCCGAGCUACGAACACUCUAACCACAAAUCAGACCUCGCCAAUGAAGACGAAAUGUAUUCCCCGUCUAUGUUAACACCGGCAAACGAGACUUCUCGAUCUGCCAAGGCGAAAAGAAGAGAAAGCUCGAUGCUCUUCAUGGAACUUAACCAUCAGAGCAGCUCUCCUCCACCCUAUUAA